Molecule: messenger RNA, 1014 nt
Organism: Pocillopora meandrina
Lineage: Eukaryota; Metazoa; Cnidaria; Anthozoa; Scleractinia; Pocilloporidae
Source: the annotation of a GenBank genome assembly
AUGGAAAAAGGAUAUAUCAAAGCACUGAAUGUUAGUAACCCAACCGAGAGGUUUGUAUGCGGAGACAUCGGAUUCUCAAGUCUUAAAAUGGUUCCCUUUCCUCAAACUGAUUUGUUCCGCUCCGUGACUCUAGUGCUGUGUGUUCUAAACGGUGUUACAUGUCCGUUAACAAUCGUUGGCAACGUCUUAGUCUUUAUGGCUGUGCUCAGAAAGCCUCAGCUUCGAAAUGUAGCAAAUACCUCCAUUUUGUGCCUUGCGUUGACAGAUUUGACGGUUGGCGCGUUUGUUCAACCUUCAUAUAUUAUUUAUCAAACAAGCAAACUGACCACUGCUUUCGCUGACUUUCCGUGCGACAAGCUACUUAUUUACUCGUUCUCUGGAGUGAUAUGUAUCUGCAUGUCAUUUCUGACAUUGAUUUUGAUCUCGCUUGAGAGAUACAUGGCAGUAUUUUAUCCGUAUCGUUAUGUUGAGAAGGUCAACUCCAAAUGUCUGAUUACAGUCACUGUCACAAUCUGGGUGAUCUCGAUUGGAACACUGCUAACUGUGAGAUUCUUGUUCGGGAUAAACAGCAAUGAGGAAAUAGGAGUGAUAUCUCUCGUAAUAAUCGCAAAUUUCAUCAUCACGUCGUUUGUGUACUUUAGGAUAUUUAGGCUGGUCAAGCGCUGUAACGCCCAGGUUAACGUAGAGUUGUCGCACAACACUUCCGCAUCCUCUUCCCAAGAGCCUUCUUCACCAGGGAACUCAAGUCCUCGAGAAGCCAAAGCAUCCAAGACAGUGGCGUUUGUGGCUGGAACUUUGUUCCUGUGCUUCACACCGACCCUCUGUGCCACCAUUGUCGACCAGGCUAGCUUGGCACCAAGAAACCUUUUAUAUCACGUGAUUUAUCCUAUUGGCGAGACAGCAGUUCUCUUGAACAGCUGUCUUAAUCCAGGAAUUUACGUUUGGAGAAAUAAGGGGAUGCGAAGCAGUCUGCGUGAAUUUUUAAGCUCUUGUAAAAUCACAGCCAGCAAUUAA